CUAAACUUAAACAACAUUAUGAAUUAAGACAAUUAGAUUUUGAAGAUAGUUUAAUUAAAGCAGCAUUAAAUAAUUUCUGUCAAAACAUUUAUCUAAAUCAAUUUUCAAACCAAUUUUAUCAUGCUUUUGGUAAAAGUCAAGUUGUUGAUAUUGAAAAAAUUCAGGGUAGUAAUGAUAUUUGA
Messenger RNA from Racocetra persica, 182 nucleotides. The record is from the annotation of a GenBank genome assembly. Lineage: Eukaryota; Fungi; Glomeromycota; Glomeromycetes; Diversisporales; Gigasporaceae.